Messenger RNA from Talaromyces rugulosus, 795 nucleotides. RefSeq lists its product as uncharacterized. The transcript has 3 exons. The record is from RefSeq and is a predicted model, not a curated record. The coding region runs from base 1 to 795 and encodes 264 amino acids. Lineage: Eukaryota; Fungi; Ascomycota; Eurotiomycetes; Eurotiales; Trichocomaceae.
AUGGCAUCCACCGACAACGUGCCGCCGGCUGCUGACGCUGUCGGGUCGAAUAGCGAAGCCACGCCCGAAACCACUGCAGCCACCAUUGUCCCUCAAUCAUCAGACGAGACUGGAAAGGAGAGUUUUCCAGUAGCUAGCAACAACGGCGACAACAACACACCCAGUGAAGCGACCGAGACAGCACCGCAAGAGGACACACCGGCCCACGCUACGGAAUCCGCUGGCGACGCAACACCAACACCUGCACCACCAACAACUACGACAACGACAUCAGCUGGAAUCAAGACUGGCGAGGAAUCAGAAGUAGUGGCCGUCACCGAAGGCGAAACCUCUGAUCAAUCCCAGGCCGCCGCCGCCGCCGCCGCCGCAAAGGAAGACAGCGCCGUCGGUCCCGAGCUGGUGAUUACCUUGCUUCUGACAACCGGCGCCCGGCAUCCCUUCAAGAUCGAUGCAAAGUACCUACGGGGACGAAGUGUCAAUGUGGAAAAUGACGAUCCGUUCAAUAUGAGUGUAUACACGCUCAAGGAGUUGAUUUGGAGAGAGUGGCGUUCAGAAUGGGAACCCCGGCCAUCAUCCCCCAGUUACAUCCGGCUUAUUUCAUUUGGAAAGCUCCUAGACGACAAGUCACAACUAUCAGACUCAAGUCUAACUCACGACGCACCCAAUGUCAUUCACAUGACGGUCAAGCCCCAGGAAGUCGCAGACGAAGAAGACACCAAAGGCGGCAAGUCAUAUUCUGGUCGAGACCGAGAUGCUGCAGACCGCAGUCCCGGCUGCCGGUGUAUUAUCUUAUAG